CAACGUCAUCAAAACCGGAACAGGGAAUCUCAAACCGAAAAAGAGCGCCUGGAUUUAAAGUAGAGACGUUAACCCGAGGAUAAUCCUUGACGCCACGACCAUGAGUUUCUGUCCAAGUCCACCUGAUGCCCUCAUUGGCAACAUCAUCCAGCAGCAGAGGGACCGCUGGGAGAGGAAACGGAGCCGGGUCGCCAGAGAAUUGGUGCUGUCGGAGCAGCGGUACUGCCAACAGCUGGAACUAGUCACCACUUACUUUGUGGAGAUUUUGAAGGCCAAAGGAACCCUGAGGCAGGACAUUAGAGAAAGCAUCUUCAGUUCAAUUAAAGCCAUUCACUCAGUAAACCAAUCUUUGCUAGUACACCUGGAAAACGGCUACUUUGCAAGAGGCCUUGAAGAGUUUUGCACUCAACUGCAUCACUACAACAUCUUCGUGGACAACAUUUACAAUGCCCAAAAAGUGCUUUGGAUGCAGCUGAAGCAAAAUAAGGCCUUCAGACGGUUUAAGAAACUUCAGGAAGGUCGGCCAGAGUUCAACAACCGCAAGCUGGAGGACUUGCUUCAACUUCCUAUCGAGCGGAUUGAUCAAUCUUUGCUAGUACACCUGGAAAACGGCUACUUUGCAAGAGGCCUUGAAGAGUUUUGCACUCAACUGCAUCACUACAACAUCUUCGUGGACAACAUUUACAAUGCCCAAAAAGUGCUUUGGAUGCAGCUGAAGCAAAAUAAGGCCUUCAGACGGUUUAAGAAACUUCAGGAAGGUCGGCCAGAGUUCAACAACCGCAAGCUGGAGGACUUGCUUCAACUUCCUAUCGAGCGGAUUGAUCAAUCUUUGCUAGUACACCUGGAAAACGGCUACUUUGCAAGAGGCCUUGAAGAGUUUUGCACUCAACUGCAUCACUACAACAUCUUCGUGGACAACAUUUACAAUGCCCAAAAAGUGCUUUGGAUGCAGCUGAAGCAAAAUAAGGCCUUCAGACGGUUUAAGAAACUUCAGGAAGGUCGGCCAGAGUUCAACAACCGCAAGCUGGAGGACUUGCUUCAACUUCCUAUCGAGCGGAUUGAUCAGUGGUACAUCCGUGAAGGCUGGCUGAAGGUGGUCCCGUCCAAAGGAUCAGGGGUCAAACCCAGGAUGUUUUUCCUGUUUUCCGACAUUCUUCUGCAGGCUAAGCGCUGUAGCUACCUGCAUCCCACUGACAGCGAGAAAUUUGCCGGGCAGCAAGCGUAUCCGCUGGAAGAGUGCGUCGUGAAAAAGAUUUUCGGCGACACCACGGGCGAAGGAGGCCUGCUAAGCAGGAGCUAA
Molecule: messenger RNA, 1300 nt
Organism: Syngnathus typhle (broad-nosed pipefish)
Lineage: Eukaryota; Metazoa; Chordata; Actinopteri; Syngnathiformes; Syngnathidae
Gene: arhgef39
Product: Rho guanine nucleotide exchange factor (GEF) 39
Exons: 11
Coding region: 101-1300 (399 amino acids)
Biological process (GO): positive regulation of cell migration
Cellular component (GO): plasma membrane
Molecular function (GO): guanyl-nucleotide exchange factor activity
Source: RefSeq, a predicted model, not a curated record